AUGGGUAGCGUCUUCCUGCCUCAUCUCCACACGGGGUGGCAUGUCGAUCAGGCAAUAGUGACAGAAACGGAACGGCUGGUAGUGGUCAGGUUCGGUCGCGCUGGCGACACCGAGUGCAUGAUGAUGGACGAGCUUCUGUAUUCGAUAGCAGAAAAAGUGAAGAAUUUCGCUGCAAUCUACCUGUGCGACAUAGACGAGGUUCCGGACUUCAACGAGAUGUACGAGUUGCACGAUCCCUUGACUGUGAUGUUCUUCUACCGGAACAAGCAUAUGAUGUGCGAUUUUGGCACGGGAAACAAUAACAAGAUGAACUUUCUGGUCGACGACAAGCAGGAGAUGAUCGACAUCCUGGAGACCAUCUUCAGAGGCGCUCGCAAGAACAAAGGUCUGGUUAUCUCGCCCUACGACUACAACUACAAGCGCGUUUAA
Messenger RNA from Torulaspora globosa, 429 nucleotides. RefSeq names its product U4/U6-U5 snRNP complex subunit DIB1 (gene DIB1). The record is from RefSeq and is a predicted model, not a curated record. Gene Ontology annotation, cellular component: spliceosomal complex; U4/U6 x U5 tri-snRNP complex; U5 snRNP. The transcript has a single exon. Gene Ontology annotation, biological process: mRNA splicing, via spliceosome. Lineage: Eukaryota; Fungi; Ascomycota; Saccharomycetes; Saccharomycetales; Saccharomycetaceae. Bases 1 to 429 code for a protein of 142 amino acids.